Messenger RNA from Linnemannia hyalina, 2412 nucleotides. Lineage: Eukaryota; Fungi; Mortierellomycota; Mortierellomycetes; Mortierellales; Mortierellaceae. The record is from the annotation of a GenBank genome assembly.
AUGGAUUUUGGCCCAGAAGACGACGCUGAAAUUGCAGAGGCCAUCCGUCUCUCCCUUCUCGAAGCUGCCAAUAGCGCCAACAACACACGUGCCAGACAAGAACAACAACAGCAACAGGAGCACCAACCGCCACCACCAGUACAACAACAACAACAAGUAGCAGUAGCUCGUUCUACGAGGAACAUCGAGUUCAUCGACCUCACAGACGACCCAGAGCCAGAAGUCAAGGCCGAAAAAAUAGAGUGGAGAGAGCCUCGGAACAACUAUGAUAUGAGUCUGGACGAGGAGGUGAUGGACGACGAGCAUCUCCAGUAUGUGAAGGCUCUUUCUGCGGCGUCUCAAGAAAUGCGGUCUCAGGAGUCGGAUCUCGAAAGGAGUCUUUCAGCAGCAGCACCAUCAGCGGCGGUGAUGAACGGUGGUGGCAACUACGACUACACCCAGGAGGAAGAGGGCGAAAUGGAUGAGGAUUUCAAGAAGGCCGUGGAACUCUCGUUGGCGUCCUCUAGAUCACCCCCAGCGACCGCUUCACAGGGACCAUUGCGACAGCAUCAGUUACAACCACAACAACCGUUAUCAGCACCUCAGGUGGCAGUUGUAGAGAGGGCACCUUCGUCGCCGGCCGCGAUCUUUGGUAUGAGUCGAGCAGAGAUGGAACUAGAGCGCCAGGAACGGAUCAAGAAACGAGCACUUUCGGAUGGAGCGGUCCCGUCUCGGAAAGUCAGUGAGGACCGGGAACGGAAGCGACGGACCCUUGACCAUCCUACAUCCCCCACAUUCAACAACAGUGUCAGCAGCGCAGGAAGGCUUGGAUCGUCUGCAACACCAACAGCAUCUUCAUCAAAGCUAUAUAAGACAACUUCAGCACCGAUACCCACAUCAUCAACAACGUCAGCAAGACUAUCAUCACCAUCUUCAUUAUCACCAUCGUCAUCAUCACCGUUAUCUGCAUCCAUGUCAGUACCGUUGCGCCCGCAAGCACAACAUGUACCACCACCCAGAAAUCAUCCUACGUCGCUAUCCUCGCCGUCGACCAGCAGAGCCGCAUUCGAGACGUCAUCCUCUUCAUCGGCCGCAUACCCCGCAAAGUACCACACCGCGUCAUUCAGGAACACACACAUUCUUGGAACGGAUCGUGGCAAGUGGGAUGUGCGCUUUCAGGACCUGGUCAACAGGAAUCACUUGACGAAGGCUAUUCUGACGACAAUGGACCUUGACGAGGACUGGCUGAACGCCUACAUCCCCCAUAGCAUCCCACAGUGCCGCGUCAAAACCUGGAAAGCACGAGAUGACCAAGUGAAGGGCUACCAGACAAUCGGAAAGGCGCUGUAUGUGCACCCACCACUCGGAGCGUUUGGCAGUUUUCACGCCAAGCUCAUGGUUCUCUUCUACCCUACUUUCGUCAGAAUGGUUAUUUCUUCCGCUAAUCUGGUGCGCCAUGACUGGGAACAAUUAGUGAACACGCUCUAUGUCCAGGACUUUCAAAUGUUAUCGUCGGACAGCCCUGAGCAGCUGGGAGAGUUUGGAUCGACAUUGCUUGCCUUUUUGACGGCCAUGGAGCUCCCUGACAAGAUAAUCCGCGCCGUGAGACGUGUUGACUUUCGCCCAGCCAAGGUUGUCUUGGUUCCAGCUGUUCAUGGAUGGCACCGGGUUGAUGCUCGUCACACUUAUGGUAUUGCCCGCUUAGCAAAAGUCAUGCAGACAAGGACUACCGAGACUCGGGAAUGGGACAUGGAAUACCAGACGAGUUCAUUGGGAAAACUGACGGUCAAGUUCCUUGCAGAGAUAUACAGGGCAAGUCGUGGAUUCACACCCAGGCCGCGGAUAAAGGUCGAUGUUGAUGAACGAGUCCCGCCCAUUAAAAUCAUAUUCCCUACGCAGGAUCAUGUCGCGAACAGCCGACUGGGAGAGCUUGGGGCAGGAACUGUUUGCUUGAGGCGCGAGUUCUGGAACUCGAACGCGUUUCCGAGAAUCGUCAUGCACGAUUUCGAGCUUGUAGGGCGGCACCAAGGCUCCUUGAUGCACACCAAAGUGAUACUGGCCAAGGCAGCACAGCCAAAGCAGACCCUUAGCAGCCGACCACCGCCACAGUCGGAUGAUCCUAGGAAGCUGGCGGGCUGGUUCUAUGUCGGGAGCGCGAAUUGCACGGAAUCGGCAUGGGGCACGAUGUCGAACAAGCGGAGCGGGGACUUGCAAGGGCUGUGUAUCAAUAUCCGCAACUGGGAGCUCGGCGUGGUGUAUAUGAUUGAGACGGAAGACGAGAUGGAAGAACUGAAUCGGAGGUACCGAGGCAGUGGACGUGGCGCGGACGAUGAACCCGACCAAACAUUCUUUGGACCGUUGCCUAUCCCCUACCGGCGGCCGGUGCCACAGUACUAUGCCGAGGAUGAGCCCUGGUCUGAUCUCUUGCAAUAG